Molecule: messenger RNA, 465 nt
Organism: Cucurbitaria berberidis CBS 394.84
Lineage: Eukaryota; Fungi; Ascomycota; Dothideomycetes; Pleosporales; Cucurbitariaceae
Exons: 1
Source: RefSeq, a predicted model, not a curated record
UUCGAUCCACAAGGUUUAACGGAGAAUCAUACCACCGUCUACACUCUCACAGUUCAUACCCCUCCCCGUCCGCCACCACAAUGGUUGCCCUCAAUCCUUACGCGCACCCCAGUCUUUCACCCAAGAACUGGGCCUUCUUCCGUCCUCCCACUUUCUGGCGACCUGAAUAAACCUAAAUAUGAUCGUUUCCUACUCGAAGACCUCGACUUGCUAUCCACAAAAUCCGUCAGUAUUAAGAGCUCUUGGUUCCCACCAGAGAUGCGCUGUCAUCAUAUAGUUGAGGAGCCAUGGAAGUACGGGUGCGAUCAAGGUUGUUACUUCGUCGAGAAAGGUGGAAAUGAGGUGAGUAGAUGGAGGUGCAAGAGAGUUGAUUGUGAAGGGCAUGUUUACUGUGGGCAGCUUAAGGAGGAUGCGGAGGGACAGGCGUGUUUUGGCAAGAGGGGACAGAGAUUAGUUUGCCGUGAU